AAUUUAAUCGGUACCCGAAAAUCAUGGACGGUGGUCGAUGGCCAUGUCCAAGUCAAAACGCAGCUUCCCUCGAAUCACGUCAUUACAUGAUGGAUUGCUCCGUUGCCGCUGGUCUAGCUUUUCUUCUUCAUCUUCCUCCUUGACCUUCUCUCCAUAUUUUUUUAUCUUGGCAACUGCAAUCCUCCAAAACAAUUCCACGUUCGAAUUUCUCUCCUCGAUUUGAUUAAUAGACUCGGUUGUUUCUAUGCUACGCCGCCGCCGCCGCCGCCGUCAACCACCACUAAAAACCCAAGACCGUUUCUGCUUGUUUCAAUUAUCCUCAUGUGCAAAUCAAGAAAAGGCACAGACGUAAACAACUCUCUAACCCCCAAAUCCCGUCCUUCAAGAUCAGCUUCUGCUGCAAAUCCAUCUUCAUCGUUAUCAUCAUCAUCAUCUAGCAAUUACCCAAGUUUCAAUUACCCAUCAUCAUCCGUUAAUUACUCUUCUUCAGGAUUCUUUAACCACAAUAAGGACACUUCGAAAUCGUCUUCUUCUUCCAUCUCAAGCAAACUCUCUCUCAAAAGCCUUAAAGAAGCUUUUUUACCAGAGAACCCACACAUUUAUGAAUUUGCUGAUAUCUGCAGAGCCACUAACAAUUUCCUAGCAAAACCCUUUUCUUCCUCCUCCACUUCCACCUCUUGGCGCUGCCAGAUUCGCCGGAAAGAGGUGAUUAUUUUCCAGCGCAAGUUCCGCCGCCGUGACCCUAUCGAAUUACCGGAGCUCCAGCAGCGGCUAUCCAUCAUAUGUAGGAGUCAUCAUAGUAGCUUGAUUAAGCUUCUGGGUGCCGCCACAUCUGGGAAUUGUAUAUACCUUGUGUAUGAAUUCGUUAAUGGUGCUAAUUUAGCUACUUGCCUGAGAAAUCCACAGAAUCCCAGUUACACGAUACUGUCAAAUUGGCUCUCGCGGAUGCAGGUUGCUACAGAUAUCGCUCAUGGGCUCGAUUAUAUCCACCAUUGUGCAGCUUCAAAUUCAGGUUUUAUACACAAUCAUAUAAAAAGUUCAAGCAUUUUAGUAGCUGAAGAUUCGUUAAAUGCCAAAAUUUGCCAUUUCGGGACGGCGGAUCUCUGCGGGGAAUUAGAGGGGAGUGAAAGAUCAGAGGCGAGAACUUUAGGUAGGAGUAAUAGCAAAGGCAUGAAAAUUGAAGGGACGAGAGGAUACAUGUCGCCGGAGUUCCAAGCUAAUGGGAUUGUGACGCAAAAAUGCGAUGUGUACGCUUUUGGGGUGGUGGUUUUGGAGUUGGUCUCAGGGGAGGAGGCGUUAAGAUACGUGUUUGAUGAGAGCAGUGGAGGGUUUAGCAGAGUUAGCGUGAUUGAGAAGGCAAGAGAGGCGGUGGAUAGCGGGGCCGGUGGGGUGAGGAGCUGGGUGGAUAGGAGGUUGAAGGAUUCGUAUCCAGUGGAUGUGGCGGAGAAGAUGGUGGUGGUGGGGUUGGAGUGUGUGGUGGAGGACCCAGAGAAGCGGCCGGAUAUGGAGCAGGUGGCUGUUAGAGUGUCUAAAUUGUAUUUGGAAUCAAAAAAUUGGGCUGAGAAAAUAGGUAUGCCAAUUGAUUUCUCUGUUUCUAUGGCACCCAGAUGAAUGAAUCAUGAAUGAAUAGUGUAGUAGAAAAAUGGCAGAUCAAUAGGUCACUUUGAUUUCUUGAAAUUUUUUUUCUUUCCCAAUAAUGUAUAAAGAAAAUUCCACAGAGCCAUUCUUUUAAACAAAUGAAACAAAUCCUGACAGCUUCUAUUGUUAUCUGCAAUUGUUAUUAUUGCAUCAAGACUUUCACCUUUCCUUUCAUGUAGUUGGCCACCACUUGAUGUAUAGUAAUAGAGAAAUCCUUCCCCCAUUAGUUACUAGUCUCCUCCGGCGGUAGUUCUUAUAUAAUCAUAUGAGCUUGUGCUUUUUCCAACCUUCUUUUACUUGAAUUUGUAAAAUCAUUCUGGAUAAACGUGUAGUUUGAAACAAGUCUCACAAGUAUAGCAAUUCUUGUUGCAAUAGUUACAGAACCUAUCCUCUUCCUUU
Manihot esculenta (cassava) is the source of this 2037-nucleotide messenger RNA. RefSeq names its product lysM domain receptor-like kinase 3. Gene Ontology annotation, molecular function: protein kinase activity; ATP binding. The record is from RefSeq and is a predicted model, not a curated record. Lineage: Eukaryota; Viridiplantae; Streptophyta; Magnoliopsida; Malpighiales; Euphorbiaceae. The transcript has a single exon. The coding region runs from base 322 to 1611 and encodes 429 amino acids. Gene Ontology annotation, biological process: protein phosphorylation.